This is a messenger RNA of Funneliformis caledonium, 1395 nucleotides long. The record is from the annotation of a GenBank genome assembly. Lineage: Eukaryota; Fungi; Glomeromycota; Glomeromycetes; Glomerales; Glomeraceae.
AUGGCACAUCUACUACCAUCAGAUUGUCUACGAGAGAUAUUUAAAUUUAUGCGAGAAAUAUCAGAAACAGCAGUUGAAGAAAGAAAGUUAUUAUUAUCAUGUUUAUUAGUGAAUAGGCUCUGGUGUGAGACGGCCGUAGAAAUCUUAUGGCGAGACCCUUGGAGAUUCGGAAGAUUUUCCAGAGAUCAAAUAUAUUGGAAACCAUUAUCAAGGACAAUAUUUUCAUGUUUAUCCAAAGAACAAAAAGAAUUAAUUAAAAGGAAUAAUAUAAGUUUAUCAUUAACGGACAAACGACCGCUAUUUGAUUAUAUACCAAGUAUACAAUUUUUAUCUAAUGAUCACAUUAAGAAGGUCGUAGAGAACAUACUGAUGACAGGGGUUAAAUGUUCGGACACGUUAUUUCAUUAUAACGCAAAUAUUCUUGAAAAUGAAUUAUGGAAAUUAUUCAUGAAGAAAUGUGUUACGGUGAGAUAUCUUCAGCUACCAAAUACGCCUAUUGUUCAUUUCCCGGGAGCGAAUCAAUGUUUAGCUGCAUUAAGCGAGUUUGAAUGCUCGGCUUAUGCGCCAAUAAAGUUAUUUUUAGAUUUAGCACAAGUUUGUAGAAAUAUCAAAUCAAUGAUUAUUGAUCCAUGUGGAGAUGAUAAUGAUGGAUUGGAAACAUUAAUUUGCCUACAAAAUAAUUUACAACACGUUAGAUUGCAUUCAAUUGAGGAUGAUAAAUGUCAAAGGAUUGGUGAAGCGUUAAAAACUCAAUCAAAAACCUUAACAAGUUUAUACGAGUCUAGUAUUUGCAUACCUUCCAAUAUCAUUGCUGAAUUAAAUAAUUUAAAAAGCCUAAGUAUUAUGAUUGAUGAGUUGGACACAGACUUGGAUCAGUUAGGUCUUAUUGAAUUACCGAAUUUGGAGGUAUUGGAAAUCAUGAGUUCAGCGUAUCAACCUCUAGAUCUUUAUACUUCACUUAUAAAAACCACCAUCGGAUCUUUGAGAAAGAUUGUUUUUAAAACUUUUCCACCUCCUUCAGAAGUAGAAAUACAACCGUAUAUUCAAACGAUAAUUAACCAGUGUCCGAAUAUUGAAGAAAUUACACUUUGGUAUAUUGAAGAAAUUUACCCUGAUCUGGAACAAUUAUUAUCAUCAUCUUGUGAUGCCACAUCUAUUUUCGGAUUACUUAUUAAGAAAUCUUCUCAUAAUUUGGCUCAAUUGAAUUUAAGUGGUAAUUGGAGAUUUACGGUUAAUGAUUUAGAAGGUUUCUUGAAAAUGUGGAAAGGUAGAAAGCCUUUGUCCUUAAAAUUGACUUGUGAUGUCGUUAUCACUACAACUUAUAUGGAAGUCUUGGAUUAUUUUACAUCCGUUGGUAUUUUAAAAAGUUGGUCCCAGGGUUGGCCUGAAUGUUGA